AUGGGAAUCGAAGAGAUACGGGCGGCGGACGAAAAGCCGGAAGCUACUGUCGGCCAUGCUGCUGAUGAUGUGCACUCGACCACGCCAGACGUCGAGCAGGGACAAGCUCAUGACAAACCGCAUGGACGGCGCGGACGUGUAGCUUCAAUCUACGGCCAUCCGUGGUUUCAGAUUCUCUUGAUAAGCUUGAUAUGCUUUUGUUGUCCUGGCAUGUACAAUGCGCUCAGCGGUCUAGGAGGAUCCGGACAAGUCGAUCCGACAGUCGCGGCUAAUGCGAAUGUUGCGCUGCUCUCCGCGACUGCUGGCACGGCGCUGUUCGUUGUCGGUCCCAUCUUUGACCUAGUUGGACCUCGAGUCUGUUUACUCCUUGGCGGAUGGACAUAUGUUUUGUAUUCUGGGAGCUUACUUGCAUUUAAUUACCACUCCAACGGCGCAUUCGUAAUAGCCGCCGGGGCUAUUCUCGGCAUCGGCGCAGCCUUUCUCUGGGUCUCCCAGGGCGCCAUCAUGACCACCUACGUGCCCGAAUCGCAAAAAGGCCGCGCGAUUGCCGUGUUCUGGAUCAUAUUCAACCUCGGCGGCGGGGUCGGCUCGCUCGCCAGUUUCGGGCUCAACUACCACUCGACGUCUGGCACCGUGUCCAACGCGACAUAUAUUGCCCUGAUGAUCAUCAUGGCCGUCGGCUGGGGCCUCGGCGUCUUCAUCUGCUCGCCCUCGCGCGUGCGCAGCCCGCAGAUUCUCGAAUGCAAGCCUACCGAGAAAUCACUCCGCUUCAUGGCCAAGCUCGCGGUCAAGACCAUCUCGCGGUAUCAGGUGCUCUGCAUGCUGCCGCUGUUCUUCUGCGCCAAUGUGUUUUACUCGUAUCAGCAAAACGACGUCAACGGGAUGAAUUUCGACAUUCGCUCCCGCUCGCUCAAUGGCGCCUUGUAUUGGAUUGCUCAGAUGUUUGGAGGCCUCGUCAUGGGCGGCUUGUUGGAUUGGUCGAGGGUAUGGCCCAUUACCUUGGGUCCUAUUAAAAUCGGCUCCUCCACCUCCCUAAUUCUACUCAACCGGCGACACCGGGCGAUUAUAUCCUGGGUUUUCCUCUUCUCCACCGGCAUGUGCAUCUGGGGCGGGGGCUACGCAUUCCAGAAAUGGUCCGACGCGCGACUCUCCCGCGGGUUGAAGCAAGACAUUGACUUCAAAUCCCGCAAAAUCUACGUCGGGCCCAUGUUCCUGUACAUUUUCUACGGCGCGUACGAUGCCUUUUGGCAAGGGUUCUGCUACUGGCUGAUGGGCGCGCAGUCCAACAGCCCCGCGGUCGCGGCCAUCCUGGUCGGCGCGUACAAGACAUUCCAGAGCGUCGGCGGCGCCAUGGCGUGGCGCAUUAAUGCGCUUAAGAAACUGCCUAUGACGCAGCUCGCGAUGGAUUGGGGCCUGUGUAUUGGCGCCCUUGUCAUUGCGUUGCCCACGGUCCUCUCGACGACGCUGACGAGUAAGGAUACGGAGUAUAUUCGUGGCGUGGGCGUGCGUGAUGAUGAUGAUGAGCGCGGCGAGGUUGGUGGUGGUGAGCAUGAAGGAACUGCAGGGCUUGCAGGGCAAGGAGAGAGUGGAGAGAGUGCAGAUGCAGAAGUGCCCGGGCCAAAGCAGAAGAGGAGGUAA
Xylona heveae TC161 is the source of this 1638-nucleotide messenger RNA. Its product is annotated as MFS general substrate transporter. Lineage: Eukaryota; Fungi; Ascomycota; Xylonomycetes; Xylonales; Xylonaceae. Gene Ontology annotation, biological process: transmembrane transport. Gene Ontology annotation, molecular function: transmembrane transporter activity. The transcript has 4 exons. The coding region runs from base 1 to 1638 and encodes 545 amino acids. The record is from RefSeq and is a predicted model, not a curated record.